AUGCCGCAGAAUGAUUACAUGGAACAGCACCGCAAACGCUUCGGCGAGCGGUGGGACACCGCGGAAAGAAAGCGGAAGAAAGCAGCGCGCCUUCCUCAUAAGCGCUCACAGACAGCCAGGAAGCUGCGGGGGAUAAAGGCAAAGAUCUUCAAUAGAAAGAGGUUCGUGGAGAAGGCCCAGAUGAAGAAAACAAUCAAGCAGCAUGAAGAGAAGGACGCAAAACAAAAGGAGCCAGAGGCCGUUCCAGAGGGUGCAGUACCUUCUUACCUCCUAGACAGGGAAGGCGUUUCGAGGACCAAAGUCCUAACAAACAUGAUCAAACAGAAGAGGAAGGAGAAGGCAGGAAAAUGGCAAGUCCCGAUACCCAAGGUUAAGGCUAUGACCGAAGAAGAGAUGUUCAAAGUCCUGAGAAGCGGAAAACGAAAGAAAAAAAUGUGGAAGAGGGUGGUGAACAAGGUGUGCUUUGUCCCAGAGGACUUCACCCGCAAGCCCCCAAAGUUUGAGCGCUACAUUAGGCCGACAGGCCUCCGCUUUAAAAAGGCCCACGUGACUCAUCCAGAGCUCAAGGCAACGUUUCAAUUGGACAUUGUGGGUGUGAAAAAGAACCCACAGUCGCAGCUGUAUACGUCCUUGGGAGUUAUAACCAAAGGUACGAUCAUUGAAGUGAAUGUCAGCGAGUUGGGUCUCGUUACUCAAACCGGAAAAGUCGUAUGGGCGAAGUAUGCGCAAGUGACAAACAACCCGGAACUGGACGGCUGCAUCAAUGCCGUUCUCCUCGUGUAA
Molecule: messenger RNA, 783 nt
Organism: Cyclospora cayetanensis
Lineage: Eukaryota; Apicomplexa; Conoidasida; Eucoccidiorida; Eimeriidae
Product: ribosome biogenesis protein NSA2 homolog
Exons: 5
Coding region: 1-783 (260 amino acids)
Biological process (GO): maturation of 5.8S rRNA; maturation of LSU-rRNA
Cellular component (GO): nucleolus; preribosome, large subunit precursor
Source: RefSeq, a predicted model, not a curated record